AAUACCAUAAAUUGUCUCUCUAAAUUGAAAGUGGCAUAAGCUAUUUUGCAGGUUCGUGGACCAAGAACAUUAUGGUCUUGGAAAGUGGAUUUAAUGGGUGGGAAGAACAACCCUGCUGCCCAAGAAAUGUAAAGUUUCAUAUCCAAGUGGCUCCAUGGCUGAAAUUCUUGAUGAGUUGGAAGAAGUUGCAUCAAGCCCUUGUCAAACUCCUUUUGCACCCCAACAUGAUGAAAUUCAAAUUGUGGAAAAUCUAGCUGAAGUUGAGAAGUUAGUCGAAAGCAAAUCAAAUGAAGAAAAAGUCUAAAGAAACUGUUGUUGAAAAAGAUCCUAAUAUGCCAGAGUGUCCACUCAAUGCCUUUUCCCUUUUCUUGUUAAUAAAAUGGUUGUUAAAACAUGGAAGUUCAUGACUAAUGAGGAAAAAAAGACUUAUUUUGAUACAGCAGCUAAAAUCAAUGCAGAGUCUAAGAAAUUGCAGCAUAUUGCAUUAAAUGAAAGGUUGGCUCAGUCUAAUCAAAUAGGUAAAUGCACACCACUUGGCACAAGUAGAACAAUCAAUGAUUUUCAAAUAAAACAAAUGGGAAAAAGAGAACAUAAGCCCAAAGUUCAUUUUGAUAUGACUAACUUGGGUAAGUCGAAAGAGGGAAAAACUCACAAGAAACAACACAAGAAGAGUUUUAGAGUGAAUAUGGUUGUGGUGGUUGUGGCAAUUUAGAUCGUGUGUAUAUUGAAGACAUCUUACUAUUUGAUAUGGAAGUUACACAACUCAAAAUGAGAAUUCAUAGAAAAAUGUAACAGUGACACUUGGAUGGUUUUGGUUUUAUCUUUGACAAAGAAGAAAUUACAUGAUAUUGCAAACUUGACAAAUUAGUGUUGCCUUUUGAAUGAUAUCAUG
Cajanus cajan (pigeon pea) is the source of this 892-nucleotide messenger RNA. The record is from RefSeq and is a predicted model, not a curated record. Lineage: Eukaryota; Viridiplantae; Streptophyta; Magnoliopsida; Fabales; Fabaceae.